This is a messenger RNA of Mugil cephalus (flathead mullet), 4240 nucleotides long. Its product is annotated as vacuole membrane protein 1-like. The coding region runs from base 153 to 1463 and encodes 436 amino acids. The record is from RefSeq and is a predicted model, not a curated record. NCBI's taxonomy places the organism in Eukaryota, Metazoa, Chordata, Actinopteri, Mugiliformes, Mugilidae. The transcript has 12 exons.
UGGCCCCCUUCAUCACCACACCCUGCACUCAAGUUAUGAUGCACUUCAUGGCGUACUGUUGCCCUACAUUGCCACUGGGGCUCCACCACAGGUUUUUAUUUGAGCCCAGAGCUCACUGUGGAUUGAACAUCAGCUGAACGAACUCCUUCCAGAUGAACAGCAUGGCAGAGCGUGGGGCUGGCAGUGAAUCACCUCAGAUGCAUCGCGUUGGGAAGGAGCAGCAAAAUGGAGAGCCGACAGGCUCUGAGCCUCCUGUGGAUGAGAGGAAGCAGAGGGAGAGGGAAGAGAGGGAAACCCUGGUGUUAUGGAAGAAACCUCUGCUCACGCUUCACUACUUCACUAUGGAAGUGCUCGUCACCCUUGAAGGCUGGAUACAGAGGCUCUGGCAGCAAAGACAGAUGGUGUUUGGCCUGCUCCUCCUGCUUCUCCUUCUGUCCAUUGCCUACCGUAUUGAAGGAACACAUCAGAAGUAUGUGCAGUACAUGGAGAAGAAGACACUGUGGUGUGCCUACUGGGUCGGCCUGGGCAUCCUCUCCUCCGUGGGUCUUGGCACUGGUCUGCACACUUUCCUGCUUUACCUGGGACCACACAUAGCAUCAGUGACCCUGGCAGCUUAUGAAUGUGGCUCUGUGGACUUCCCCGAGCCACCUUAUCCGGACCAAAUAGUCUGUCCCCAGCAGGGCACACAGACAUCAAGCCCUGAUGCUGAGCAGGUGGGCGUGGACGCCUUGGGAGAGGACAAGAUGGUGCAGUCGGCAACCCUCCAAGGAAGCAUCUCUCUUUGGACAAUCAUGUCAAAAGUCCGCCUGGAAGCUUGUAUGUGGGGUGCAGGUACAGCAAUAGGAGAGCUCCCACCGUACUUUAUGGCACGGGCUGCACGGCUGUCUGGGGCUGAACCUGAUGACGAGGAUUACCAGAAAUUUGAGGAAAUGCUGGAUCAGACCGAGUCCGCACAGGACUUCGCAUCCCGGGCAAAAGUAGCCGUACAGAAACUCAUCCAGAAGGUUGGAUUCUUUGGGAUCUUAGCCUGCGCCUCAAUUCCAAAUCCCCUGUUUGACCUCGCAGGAAUAACUUGUGGACAUUUCUUGGUGCCAUUCUGGACUUUCUUUGGAGCAACACUCAUAGGGAAAGCUGUCAUCAAAAUGCACAUUCAGAAACUGUUUGUGAUCAUCACCUUCAGCAGGCACAUAGUGGAGCAGAUGGUCUCCCUCAUCGGAGCUGUUCCACUGCUGGGUGCGGCACUGCAGAAGCCCUUCAGGGAGUACUUGGAGGCCCAGAAGGCCAAGCUGCACCAUCUCGCCGGAGAGGGGGUCCCAACUGAGGAGAGCUGGCUGUCGUGGCUCUUUGAGAAGGUUGUGGUCAUCAUGGUAUGCUUCUUUGUCUGCUCCAUUGUCAACUCCAUGGCUCAGACCUACGCCAAGCGCAAGCAGCAGGAGAAACACUCGGAGAGCAAGACAGAGUGAAGGCCAGUUCGAGAUCAUGCUGGACCAUCAGCUCCAGAAGCCUCCUUGCUUCUCUAAGCUCCCACAGUUCCCUGUGUCUGCUCUCCCUCCUGGCCAGUAACCCACCAUUAUCUGACGCAAAAUAUCAGCCCCCAUCUGGUUUCUCUCUUGUUUUUGUAGCAACAUGUUGAUUUUGAACUCGGACUACCAUUUACUUGUUUUUGAAGGCUUUGCAUUUGGUAGUGAUUUCUGCAAUUAUUCUGUGUAAGGUAGGUGUUUGUUGGGACGCGCGUGAGUGUUUUCGAAUCUGUUGUGUUCGAGGGUCCAUGUUGGUGCUUUGCUUUUAGCAGCUCCCGAACACGUGAGAAGAAGCUUCUGGCAACAAUUCCCCUCAGUAAGGCCAUAAGCUGUUUAUUCCACUGGAAGAACCUCUCAUAUGUCCAUAGAGUCACUUUAUCUCAAUAAGCUUGGAUUGUUUUGAUUAUUGUUGUGGAUUUAUAAAACCAGCGUAGAGCUAUUUGAUUAAUAAUCUGUUUAUUUAUUAGAAAUAUUCACGAGGUUAUUAAUUAGAGAUUCUGUAUUUAUUACUGCACCGUAGGGUCGUUUUCCAGUAUUGGCUGUGGUUAGGCAAGACAUGUAAAUGCUUCAGUUAUUUAAUUUCUACAUAUUGUAGAGCUCUGAAUCAGUUGUAGUAAAGAUGUUAAUGAAUGUUCCUGACUGUACACGGUACUUAAGAAGAGCAUUUCUCUUGUAUUUGCAGUAAAGCUCAUCGUAGUACUUGUGAAUGAGAAAUGAUAAAUCAGCCUUGAAUCACCCUGCUGGUCCCUUUGUCUGCCCUUAUUGUUCUGCUUCCAGGAAGAGAGCGCAUGAGUCAGCCGGGGGUACUUUACCAGAUGCAGCCAUAUAUUGAAUCAGAUCUACAACUGUGUGUGCGCGUGCCUGUGUUUGAGACGGAGAGCGAGACAGAGAUAGUAGGUUGUGUUGCUGCCACAUUUGUUGCUCUCCUUUUUAUCUUUUAUGGAUUAAAGCAGAUUGUGCUCCACUAAUAGACUAGGAGGCUGCCUGGAAGACUUAGUGUGCCAGAUAGCGGCUGUUGCCUUUAAGUUAAAGGCAGGGACAGUGCCAUGAUAAGUGCUCUUUGUCUUCACUUGUCCAUGGAGCUUUUUUUUUUUUUUUUUUAAUCCCUUUUCCUCAGACGAGGACGGCUCGCUCAUGUUUGACAUUACAUGAGCAGCUCUUAGAGAAAAAAAAACUCUGCGUUUUGUCUUUUUUUUUUGUUUUGUUUUUUCAUUGGAUAACAUCUACAGGCUCUCGAUAUACGCAAUACCUUCCUUUUUUUCUGCAAUCGCCAGUGAAAUGUGCUAUUUUCUUCUCCUUCGCUGUGCCGCUGCUGUGCUACGGUGGACUGAGCGCAGUGGGCGCUAGAGCAGGCACAAGAAGGAGGGGGGGAAAAAAAACCCUCAAGCGCACAGUGAAAAGCGUCUGUGCCGUUACCUCAGCUGAACCUUCGAAUGAACUCGUUGCACUGCCCCAGUCACGGAGCCAGGAGACGAAUCACUCGAGUAGAUUCAAAACAGAGGGGUACUGUUGAGCGAGCUGAAUCCUGCGCUCUGCACCAGCUCUGGUCAGAACAUUCACAUCUCCUCUUUUCUCCUGUCAUGGUAAGUAAGGAUUAGGGUUCUUUUAUUUUUUAUUUUUUAUUUUUUUUAUUUUUUUCCCAUUGUUGUCCUUUCUGUACAUGCAUAUGUCUGAGGCAUGUCCGUCACUCUCGGCCUGUCAGAUAGCUUAUCAGACUGGUGUUGGCUGUUAAGAUUGCAAGGCGACAACAGUCUGUAGGCUGUCUGACAUUUCGGGCUCUUUCAUCUGACCAGCAUCCUGUUUUGUCCUCCUUCUGUUAUUGUCAUUGUUUCAGUUAGCAUCAGUUCCCAUUUAGAGGUGUGUGCUGCGAUGUCAGUUCCCUUUAUCCCAACCGCUUGUGAAACGUCGGAGAUGUGGGUCUAUUGUUUAUUUCCUCCAUGCUGAUGUCUGUGAGGGUUUUUAUGUGGUUUUAUGUGAGGAACUGUGCGUUCGCAUGUUUGCAAAUGCAGAUGUAGUGAUGUCAGCAGUUCACUUUUGUGUUUGUGUACGUGUGUGUGAGAGAGUUGGCUCCGUCCUCUUGAAUUUCCAGAGAAUCCAGACAGCACACACCUUAUUGCAACACAUCACAUUGUGACACCCGCUCCUAGGUAUAGUACACGCAGUGCUCACCCAGCUCUCCUCUUCCCUUUUACACUUCCCUCUUCUGUUUUACUGAGAACUUUCUUCUGUUGCUCAAUGUGCGCUUUUUUGUAGGAGGCUGCAUUUUAUUGGAACAGCUCUCUUGAGGGGUUGUUUUUCUAAGGGCCACAAAUUGGUAAUUAUACAAAGCUGAAAAUCAUUGCUUGACCAGUGGAUACUUUUGCCACAAAGCCUCAGUUUUAUUUUAGAUUCUUCUUUUUCUAGUCCAGAGCAAAGGGGUCAAACUUUUUCCUGGUCAUUAAAGCAAAAUCACUGGAUAACACUGGAGUGGCUCACUGGCUUAAAGAGUGUUUUUCUUGGCAGUUUCAGGAUGUCCUGUUCCAUAAGGGAGCCCCCUUUUGGCACGACUGUCUGAAUGUGUGUGUGUGCGUGCGCAUGUUUGUCUAGAAAUUCUGUUUAUAUUUCUCUGUGUAAGCGCCUGUAUUUCUUGUCUAAUAAAUGUCUGUACCUGGUUUAUUUUAAAAGCGUAUGCACUGUACGUUUCCCCUGCUUUCACUAUAAAUAAAGUCUGUUGAAAAGUG